Tricharina praecox is the source of this 535-nucleotide messenger RNA. RefSeq lists its product as uncharacterized. The coding region runs from base 23 to 301 and encodes 92 amino acids. The record is from RefSeq and is a predicted model, not a curated record. NCBI's taxonomy places the organism in Eukaryota, Fungi, Ascomycota, Pezizomycetes, Pezizales, Pyronemataceae. The transcript has a single exon.
GUGUACGGUGUGUACGAAGACCAUGACGGGAUGGGAUGGGGAUGGGGAUGGGGAUGGGGAUGGGCAGGGCUGGGGGAGUUUGGGUUUUUAUAAAUAUGGUUUUUCUUUUCUUUUCUUUCUUGUUCUCUCUUGUUAUUUCUGGAUGGAUUUCCCAUUGCGAUUGCGGUCGUUUCUUGCUUGCUUUGCAUUUGGCGUUACUUUACUUUACUUAUCAUGGUCAUUGGUGAUAUCUUAUGAUUGUAAUGUUCUCUCUCUCUCUCUUGAAUAUGUCUGUCUCUCUAUGUCUGUCUCUCUCUCUUGAAUAUGCUUACUGCUUGCUUGCGUGCUUGGUUGGUUGGUUGGUUGGUUAGGGUCGCGGUUGUGUGCGUGUGGUCUGCGUUUUGUGCUGCUGCUUUAGUUUGGAUCUUGAGGAUGUGGGCGGUGGGCGUGGUGGGGGUCGUGUGUGUGGUGUAUAUCAUAGCAGGUGCAAUGGACAAUGCGAUGAUGUGGGGUAUGCAAUGGAGUCUCGAGUGACUGGUCGGAUGAGGAUAGAUGG